Messenger RNA from Adineta steineri, 888 nucleotides. The record is from the annotation of a GenBank genome assembly. Lineage: Eukaryota; Metazoa; Rotifera; Eurotatoria; Adinetida; Adinetidae.
AUGACACACUUUUUAAGUUAUGCUGACAGGUUACGAGCAGGACCACUGAAGAAACAGUCAGUUGUUUUUCCAAAUAAAAUUGAUGCUGUUAGCGAUCAAUCAUCUUCGCAACCCUCGUCAAAUUAUGUCACUCACAACAUCUCUAAAAGCAGUGGUAUUCAUUAUCGUCACUUGCAUGAUCAUAUAUUGGGUCAUGGCGCAAAUGUUAAUCAGUCUAACUCAUCCUUUAUUUCGACAUCAAAUGCCGAGACAUCUGGAAGUCCUACUGGUUAUCGUGAUAAAGUGGGUCAAACUUUCUCUUUCAUGAUUACGGGCAAUAGCCAAGGAUCUAUCUGGGGAACAGAUAUUUAUACAGAUGAUUCAAAUCUUCCUCUUGCUGCUGUUCAUGCUGGAGCUGUCAAGAUUGGUGAAACGAAAAGUGUUACUGUAAAAAUCCUUCCUGGUGAACUCAGCUAUCAAGCUAGUAUUCGUAAUGGUAUAACUUCUUUAUCAUAUGGUGCAUGGGAAGGUAGUUAUUCAUUUGUUGGAAUUCCAAUCACUACUGCAAUUAUUAUACCGGAUCUCCAAAUCUAUCGUGAUAGAGUCGGCCAAACUUUCUCUUUUAUGAUUACGGGUAGUAUUCAAGGAUCUGUCUGGGGAACAGAUAUUUACACAGAUGAUUCAAAUAUUGCUGUUGCUGCUGUUCAUACUGGAGUCGUUGAAAAUGGAGAAACUAAAAUGAUCAAUAUCAAAAUUCUUCCUGGUCGAUCUACAUAUCAAGGAACUACCCAAAAUGGUAUAACUUCUGCAUGGUAUAAUAUUUGGGAAGGAAGUUACUCAUUUAUUACAAGCACAACUAAUAUCACUACUGAUCACAGUCCAUUGACGCUAAAUACACAUGAACAGUAA